Chrysoperla carnea is the source of this 1852-nucleotide messenger RNA. Its product is annotated as thiamine transporter 2-like. Gene Ontology annotation, biological process: transmembrane transport; vitamin transport. Gene Ontology annotation, molecular function: vitamin transmembrane transporter activity. The transcript has 3 exons. Gene Ontology annotation, cellular component: plasma membrane. The coding region runs from base 29 to 1363 and encodes 444 amino acids. The record is from RefSeq and is a predicted model, not a curated record. Lineage: Eukaryota; Metazoa; Arthropoda; Insecta; Neuroptera; Chrysopidae.
AACACUAGUAAAUUAGUGAAUAAAAAAAAUGGUUAAAAUCAAGUUUAUGACAACAUGGUUUAAAAUUGCAUUGUUAUUGGGUGUUUUUGGUUUUUUAAAAGAAUUUCGACCAUCAGAACCAUAUAUUUAUGAAUAUUUGACAAGUACACAAUGGCACAAUUUAACCGAAGAGGCUGUGAUGCAAGAUAUCUAUCCGGUUGCUACAUACAGUUAUAUUGCUCUAUUAAUAUUUGUGUUUUUAAUAACCGAUUUUUUACGUUAUAAGCCGUUAAUUGUAUCGUUAAGUGUUUCGGGUAUUGUUAUUUGGUCGUUGUUAUUAUGGGCACGUGGUGUAAUUUUUAUACAAAUUGUCGAAGUUAUUUAUGGAUUUUUUAUGGCAGCUGAAGUUGCAUAUUAUACAUAUAUUUAUGCAAAAGUACCAAAAGAACAUUAUCAAUUUGUUACAUCAUGUACGAGAAUCGCUAUUUUAUCUGGUCGAUUUACAUCCGCUGUGGUUGCACAAUGUUUUAUUUAUUUUCAUAUUUUAAACAUCAUGCAAUUAAAUUAUUUAAGUUUUUCAGCAAUGAUAUGCGCCACAUUUUGGUCUUGGGUUUUAUUACCAUCAGUAUCCAAAAGUUUAUACUUCAACUCACCUGAAACAAGUAACUUAAGUAUCAAAAAGAAAAGUAAGCUUGCAUUCUCACUACUUUGGGAUCAUACAAAAACAGCGUAUACCAACUUAAAAAUCAUAAAAUGGUCUUUAUGGUGGGCAAUGGCAACAUGCGGUUUUCUACAAGUGGAAAGUUACAUACAACCGUUAUGGUUAACAUUAUCUCCCGAAACGGAAGAGGGUACAGAAAAUAUUGAGAAAAACAUGUACAACGCAGGUGUUACAGCUAUUCUAACCAUAAUUGGUGCACUUGGAUCUGUGGUAGCUGGAAUGGUUAAAAUCGAUUGGGAUAAAUAUGGUGAAAUUAUAUUGGCCGUAUGUUCGACAAUUGGCGGCUGUGGAUUAAUUACAUCAGCAUUAACUGACAGUAUUUGGGUUUCGUAUUUAGGGUAUAUCAUAUUUGGGGCCUUGUAUCAUGUUAUGAUCACAGUCGCCAAUUUUAUUGUCGCAUCGGAUAUACCUGAAGAUAGUUAUGCCUUAAUAUUUGGUAUAAAUACAUUUUUUGCAUUAAUAUUUCAAGUAUUUUUAAUACAGAUUGUUGUCUCCGAUAAUGGUCUGGCUUUUGGACCACAUAAUCAAUUUUUGACGUAUGGUGGAUACCAUAUCGCAAUUGCAUGUAUUUUUGUAGUAUUUUAUAUUUUCGAACAUGUAUUAUUUAAGAAACGAUCCUCAAAACAAACAGAAAGUAUUACACUUAACACAAUUGCUUCCUGAUGUCAUAUUUUUGAUGUGACAUUUUAAAGACAUAACGUUUUAAAUCAUAAAAUCUUACCUCAUCGCUGGAUUUACCGAUGUGGAGACCUGUGUACAAAAAUUUUGUGGAGGUCUACAAAUGCACAGAAAACUUUCAACAGCUUCAUCUACACGUAGAUUUUCACAAAAUGGAUAUCCAAUGUCUUUAAUUUUAAUAACAGAACAAAAGUUGACCAUCAUUGAAAUUUCCAAUAAAAAACUUUAUUUCCCAUAGGGUCCAGUGUCUAAAUCCGGCGCUGUCUUACCUAGAUUUUCAUAUAGUGUGGCAAAAUCACUUAAAAAAUGUACUUUAAUUGUUGAAACUAGUUUAAUUGUUUGUAAAUACUCAAUAUAAUUUGAAAAUAGCAGCUCAAUUUGUAAAUUUAAGAUUUUAAGAUAAAACAAAUGUUCCUGAAUACAUCUCUGAUUUUAUAGGUAUGUAAUAAAAAAUAAAGAUAUUUUUUUAGUAAA